AGUGGUCUUACACACACGCCGUUUCUUCUUUUUCCAUCUCUCCUCCCAGCUUUAGCUAGGAAAUCCCACACUACUAAUAUAAAACUCAACAACACACCCUUAAAUUGUUUUAUUUUACUUAAACACCAUUCCAUCAUUUUUUGUUCUUCCUCUUAAUCACUUGUGUUAUAUAGGUUCACCCAUUACCAAUUAAGCCCAGCUUAACAUUUUGAUAUCUGCUGCGCAAGCCCUCCCUUCUCCUCUUUCUAUUUCUGAGCAAUCUCUUUACGCGUUCAUGUCUCUCUCUCAUAGAUUAUGAACACGUUCUCCCUAUCUCUCGCCUCUUUGAAAUUCAACUCGCUCUAAGUCUAAACCAAGCCAAAAAUCCCUCUCGUAACUUUCCUCAACAACCUGUCCAGGUUAGCAACAAACGCCGAAUAGCAUUAUACAAUUAACAAAUUCACGUUCCUUUUUGCUGUAAAGAAAUAGAAAAACUUGAGUUGAAGAAAGAAAUAGUUAUUUAAAGGCCGAUCCAUAUAUUUCUUUGGGUUGUUUUGUCUUAUAAAUGAAUGGUAAUCCGAAACACGAGCGCCGAUGGGCGUCCGACACUGUUCCCGGAAAAGCAACCGUCAGCGCCGGAACUUCGCCGGGAACUGAGUCCAAUUCCGCUGCCGAGGAGUUUGUGGAGGUCACUCUCGAUCUUCAAGACGAUGACACCAUCGUUCUUCGGAGCGUUGAGCCAGCCUCUGUUAUUAACAUCGACGACAGCGUCGCCGGAAGCGGAUAUGAAACUCCGGCGUCCGUUCCGCGGUCUCCAACGAUCCGGAGGAGCUCGUCGAGAGGAUUUCGGCAGUUCUCGCAGGAGCUGAAAGCCGAGGCAGUUGCCAAGGCUAGGCAGUUCUCGCAGGAGCUUAAAUCGGAGUUGCGACGGUUCUCGUGGAGCCAUGGCCAUGCUUCGCGCCAGCUUUCAUCUUCCUCUGCUCAGAACGGGACCGGCGCUGCCGCCGGUGGCGGAUUUGAAACGGCGUUGGCGGCUCGUGCUCUCAGGAAGCAACGCGCUCAGCUUGAUCGCACUCGUUCCGGUGCUCACAAAGCACUCCGUGGUCUGAAGUUCAUCAGCAGCAAAUCCAAUGGCGUUGAUGCGUGGAACCAGGUGCAGAGCAACUUCGAUAGGCUUGCCAAGGACGGUUUCCUCUAUCGCGCCGAUUUCGCUCAAUGCAUAGGCAUGAAAGAGUCCAAGGAAUUCGCUUUGGAACUGUUUGAUGCUCUGAGUCGCAAACGAAGAUUGAGUAUUGAUAAGAUCAGCAGAGAUGAACUUUUCGAAUUCUGGUCGCAAAUUACCGAUCAAAGUUUUGAUUCGCGGCUCCAGAUCUUCUUCGACAUGGUGGACAAGAACGAAGAUGGAAGAAUCACCGAAGAAGAAGUGAAAGAGAUCAUUAUGUUAAGCGCUUCGGCAAAUAAGUUAUCCAGAUUGAAGGAGCAGGCCGAAGAAUAUGCAGCUCUGAUCAUGGAAGAGUUAGACCCUGAAGGACUUGGCUACAUCGAGCUAUGGCAAUUGGAGACGCUUCUUCUACAAAAGGACACGUACCUCAACUAUAGCCAAGCUCUAAGCUACACAAGCCAAGCUUUGAGCCAGAACCUACAGGGGCUAAGGAAGAAAAGUCCUAUACGUAGGAUGAGCCGCAGAUUGCUCUACUAUUUGCAAGAGAAUUGGAGGAGACUUUGGGUUUUAACAUUGUGGGUUUGCAUAAUGAUUGGGCUAUUCACGUGGAAGUUUAUUCAGUACAAGCAUAAAGAUGGAUUUCAGAUCAUGGGUUACUGCCUUCUCACGGCUAAAGGAGCGGCUGAGACUCUAAAGUUCAACAUGGCACUUAUACUCUUACCCGUGUGCAGAAAUACCAUAACUUGGCUCAGGUCUACCAAGCUGGGUUAUAUUUUACCUUUCGACGACAACAUCAACUUCCAUAAGACAAUUGCUGGUGCCAUCGUGAUUGGUGUUAUACUUCAUGUCGGGGAUCAUCUUGCUUGUGAUUUUCCAAGACUUGUAAAUACGUCUGAAGAACGUUAUGACAAGUAUUUGAAAGGUGUAUUUGGCCGCCAUAAACCCACGUAUCGAGACCUAGUUAAAGGCGCUGAGGGUGUGACUGGAAUUUUGAUGGUGGUUUUUAUGGCGAUUGCAUUUACACUAGCAACCAAGUGGUUCCGCCGAAAUCUCAUUAAGCUGCCUAAACCAUUUAGUAGGCUCACUGGCUUCAAUGCCUUCUGGUAUUCACACCAUCUGUUUGUCAUUGUAUAUGGUCUACUCAUCGUCCACGGAAUAAAGCUUUACUUCGUGCAUAAAUGGUACCUUAAAACGACAUGGAUGUAUAUUGCGGUACCUGUUUUACUUUAUACGUCAGAAAGAAUACUCAGAUUCUUUCGUUCGGGUUUGUAUACGGUUCGUCUGGUAAAGGUUGCCAUAUAUCCUGGAAAUGUUCUCACAUUACAAAUGUCCAAGCCUCCUCAAUUUCGCUACAAAAGCGGACAAUACAUGUUUGUACAAUGUCCUGAUAUUUCUCCGUUUGAGUGGCAUCCGUUUUCUAUUACCUCAGCCCCUGGCGAUGACUACCUGAGUGUUCACAUUCGGCAACUGGGUGACUGGACACAGGAGCUUAAAAGGGUAUUCUCUGAGGCCUGUGAGCCUCCUGUAUCUGGGAAGAGUGGGCUUCUCAGGGCUGAUGAAACGACUAAGAAAAGUUUGCCAAAGUUAAAGAUAGAUGGACCUUACGGUGCGCCAGCACAAGAUUAUGCAAAAUAUGAUGUUUUGUUACUUGUUGGUCUUGGGAUAGGGGCAACACCUUUCAUCAGCAUUCUGAAAGAUCUUCUUAACAACAUCAUCAAAAUGGAGGAGAUGGCGGAUUCAAUAUCUGAUAUCAGUAGAGGUUCAGACCUUAGUGUUGGGAGUGCUGAUUCACCGUCUCUUAAUAAAAUUGCGCCAAAACGGAAGAAAACAUUGAAGACCACCAAUGCUUAUUUCUACUGGGUUACAAGAGAGCAAGGCUCUUUUGAUUGGUUCAAAGGAGUCAUGAAUGAAGUAGCAGAGCUUGAUCAAAGGGGUGUCAUUGAGAUGCACAACUACUUGACUAGCGUAUACGAGGAAGGGGAUGCUAGAUCCGCGCUCAUCACCAUGGUGCAAGCACUCAACCAUGCCAAAAAUGGAGUUGACAUAGUUUCUGGGACUAGAGUGCGAACUCAUUUUGCUAGGCCUAACUGGAAGAAGGUUUUCUCUAAAAUAUGUUCCAAGCACUGCAAUGGACGAAUAGGGGUGUUUUAUUGUGGCGCACCAGUCUUGGCCAAAGAGCUUAGCAAGCUCUGCUUCGAGUUCAAUGAAAAAGGGCCAACGAAAUUUGAGUUCCACAAGGAGCAUUUCUAGGGAAUUUGGACGGAGCUCUCCCAACUCUACUUGAAAGUUAACACAGUCACGCACAACCUAAACCCGUCAUUUUAGCAACUUGGCGUGGCCAGAUUAUAUGAUUAUGUUCAAUAAGCUAAAACCUUUUUUGUAUAGAUUUGAAGUAUUGUACAUACCGCCCAGCAAGAUUGCUUGGUAUUUCACCAUACAUGUGGCCACAUAACUAAAGAGAUAAGCGCAGCAGAUGUACCGUGCACCGCCUAAAGUGCGAUACAGCUACGUUGGAGGCGUUGACCUGAUUGUGGAGCCACCUGGAUUAUUGGCAGAUAGAUCCACAUUGAAUUGGAUAUGGACAUUCUUGAAAAGGUAAUAGGAAAUA
Molecule: messenger RNA, 3749 nt
Organism: Abrus precatorius (Indian licorice)
Lineage: Eukaryota; Viridiplantae; Streptophyta; Magnoliopsida; Fabales; Fabaceae
Product: respiratory burst oxidase homolog protein A
Exons: 14
Coding region: 545-3391 (948 amino acids)
Cellular component (GO): plasma membrane
Molecular function (GO): NAD(P)H oxidase H2O2-forming activity; peroxidase activity; calcium ion binding
Source: RefSeq, a predicted model, not a curated record